CCCCGCGUCCGGUGGACCCCCGAGUCCGAUCCCACUAGCGGCCCGAAUCCCCCCGUCACCUGUCCCGGACUUGCCCCUCCCUGCGGCCCUUCUGCGCGGCUCACCGCCGUCCUCUCUGCGUCCCUUCACCUGGCUGCCGUGUAGCACCCACAAGGCGGAAACAGGGUGGAAAGGCCCUCGGAGAGACCUGUCACCUUCUCUGUCGCCGAGAAGCCGGUGCAGGGAGCUCUCCUUGAGCUUGAGGAGCCUGGCUAGGCCAGGUGGCUUCUGUCUUGAACUGUAGAUUCUUUUCCUCCCACAGUCUCCUCGCCUCCUCUGCUCCGGUCGCAGCCUCUCCCUCUGCCCCGGUCGCAGCCUCUCCCUCUGCCCUUCUGAUGGCCUUUGUGACAGUGUUUCAGCGAGCACAGGGUUUUAUUUAGGGUUAAGGGCCUAUCGAGGAAUCCUGUACUUAAUCAUUUCUCGAACAUCUACCGUGGGCUGGGCAACGUGUGACAGCAGUGAACAGGACAGUGCGCCCACGUCCUCCUCCUGGAGACGUUAGAAAUCACACACACCCCGACAAGUGCGGCUAAGAGACGGGAGGUGUGGACUACAAACCGCGGAGCUGACGCACCUAACCUAGGCGACUCGGAGGGUCAGGAAUGACCGAUUGUCAGAGGAAGUCACAUCUAGUUAUUUUUAAAGCCGUUUUAAAAAACUGAACUGCCACCUGUGUCCAGAGAAGUGCGCAGAUCUUAAGUGUGCAGCUUACUCAGUAUCACACAGUGAACAGUCCCGAGCAGCCGCGUUCAGAGUCCAUCAAGUCGUGAGGAAGCAGACCUUGCUCUACAGCCAAGUUCUCCACCAGCCCUUCAUCUUCAGAAGUGUCACUAGAAUGUAGUGGCUUCAUCACAAAUCAGGGCGGGCUCUGCUGCAGGCAGUGUCCUCCCAGAAACCUAGGCUGAAAGAGCCUCCACCAUCAGGGACAUUGGCUAUUGUGGUAGACAGAGAACAUGGCAGGUUGCCCGUCUAAGCAUUUACACAGGAAGUUCCUAUAAAGAGCUGCCUGCUGGCCGCCCUUCCGCAGAUCCCAAAUGCUCUCCGAGCUGGGUGGAGCAGAGAACAGUCGCUGUCCUGGUCAUGCUGAGUUCAUACGCUGAUGGCUGUUCCAUGAGGUCAAGACUGGGUCCCCUCCCAUCUCCCACUUUACCAAUGCCUGGUCUCAUGGGGUUAGUUUGGAGCCCAACACUAUGGCAUCAUCAACCUCCUCCCCAGCUCCUCGCUCCAGGUCCAGGAAGCCUCUGGGCAGGAUGGCUGACUGGUUCAGGCAGGCCCUGUCCAAGAAGGCCACGAAGACGCCCGUCUCCCCGGAAUGCUCCCCCAGUGACAUUUCACAGCCGAGCUCACGGGACAGCCCCUCACCCCUGGGCCCCUGCUCAGAGGCGUCGCCCACCCCCACAGCGACACGCGCAGGCGCCGAGAGCAGCCUCCUGGUCUCCUACCUGGAGGGCCACGCUGCCCGCCUGCGCUGCUUCCUGCAGCUUCGCGAUGCCACCCCAGGCGGCGCCAUCGUGUCCGAGCUGUGCCAGGCGCUGAGCAGCAGCCACUGCCGCGUGCUGCUCAUCACCCCGGGCUUCCUCCGGGACCCGUGGUGCAGGUACCAGAUGCUGCAGGCGCUGAGCGAGGCCCCCGGCGCGGAGGGCCGCACCAUCCCGCUGAUGUCAGGCCUCACCAGAGCCGCCUACCCCGCCGAGCUGCGUUUCAUGUACUUCGUGGACGGCCGGGGCCCCGAUGGCGGCUUUCGCCAAGUCCAGGAGGCUGUCCUGCGAUAUCUGCAGAGCCUCAGCUGACACUUUGCUCACCAUGGGACCCAGAAAGUUGGAGCAAAGCAGGAAAUGGAGUUAGAGAGCCCAGGGCCUUGCAGGGCUUGGAUUCCAGCAGAUAUGCUGAGUUGUAAGGAAUGAGUUGGCAGCAUGUUGUAUGUGACCCUCCCUGGGAUCUGAUUGCCUAUGCCUUCCAUUACUGUGGGCUCCCAGGAAGGCCCCGGGGAAACUGGGGACCCUCCCAGGAAAGGCAGUGAGGAAGCUGGGGACUCCCCCAGGAAGGCCUGGGGAAGCCAGAAAGCAGAGAUGGGAGGAGCUGCUGAUACCAAGAUGAUCACCCAUGUCUUGCCUCCUGCCUAAUUGGAUAUGCAGCCUGGCACGUAGUGCCCAUGGCUUCUUCCCAUGGAAUCAGGUGCUGGCGAAGGAUGCAUUCCUCCCGACGAGGGGACUCGCCUGCUUAAGAAGCCGGAAGCCUAGACUGCUGGCCCCUGCUGCGCGGGGCAGCCCUGAGCAGGCGGCAGGAGGGAGCACGGAGUCUUUCACACUCACACUGCUGCUCCCGCUGCCUCCCGGAGGCGGCCUUCGCUUCCGAAAGCUACGUGGAAGACACACUCAGCACGGUCCUGUAUUUCUUUUUACUGCCUGCCUGUCAUUAAAGGCUCAAACCUAGAAACCAUUCUGAACAGACAGGAGAGGGCAGGGAGCAGGCAGGGUGAAGGAGAGGAAAGCUCAGCCCCUUCAGCUGGCCUCAAAAGCCCACCUGCCAAUGCUUUGACAUCUGGGGGCCUCAUCGGGGGUCUGGCCAGAAUUCAUGCUUUUCCGGUAGCUCCCUCCCCUCUCGCACUCAGAAGAAUCAGCGUACUUCUUCUGGCAGAUGACCGUGUACCUUGUAGGAUAGUCAAAAUUUCAUUCAACUGUUCUCAAUAGAAGUUGUUUUGAUUGUUGAAUUGAAAUGAAUUUAUUAGUGCCCCAACAUGUACUUUUGUGUCUCUUCUCUCAUUUUCCCCUACCAUUUCUCCUCCUUUGACUGCAAGGAAUUUAUAUAUUUUAAAGUGAGAUAUAAUUGACAUAUUAGUUUCAAGUGUACAUGAUUCGCUAUUUGUAUAUUUUGUGAAAAAAUUUUAUUUUUAAUUACAAAUUAUCUUAUUACAUAUGGAAGGACUAAAGAAUAGUAUAAUGUAUACUCAUGUACCCAACACCCAGCUUAGAAGCAAAACCUUACACUCCCCAUUCUCUUCCAUUCUCCCGCCGGAAGUCACCACUAUUCUGAAUUUUGAAUGCAUCAUUCUUAGCUGUUCUCUAGGAAUUUAUUACACAUGUACGCAGCCCUGACUACAUAUUUACUUCUACAUGGUUUUAUACUUUACAUAAAUGGUGUUAUCUUUAUAUUCUGCAAAAUCCUUUUUAUAAACCAUGUUUGUAGGAUAUGUGUUGAUGCGUGUAGCUCCAGUAAGCUCACUUUGAUUCCGUUAUGUAAAUAGACCACUGUUUAUAGUUGCACAUUCUUUUACAAAAGGACACUUGGUUGUUUCCAGUUCUUUUGCUAUUAAAAACAAUGAGCCUAUGAACAUUUUUAUUCUUGUAAAUGUUUCCAGGAGCAAGAUCUUCUAGAAUUUAGUCUAGAUAGGGAACAGCUGGGUAGUCAAGAAUACACAUCUUCGGUUUUGUUAAGACGAUACUAAAUUUUCUUCCAAAUUGGUUGUGCCAAUUUUUGUUCCUACCAUUUGUGUAUAAGGGUUGCCACUUUUUCAUGUUCUUGCUAACACGUAGGAUUAUCAGAUUUUUAAAUGUUUGCUAAUCUGGUGGGUGAAAGCUGGUAUCCUAUUGUCUUAAUAUUCUUUUUUCCUUUUGCCUUUUUUAUGAAAAAAAAUUUUUUUCUACUAAAUGAAAGAGAAAGUUUGAUGAACCUUCAUAUACCUAUCAUCCAGUUUCAACCAUUACCAGAGAUAAGUUUGUAUUUAUUACCUACCCAUUCCCUCCCCACCAGAUCAUUUUGAAGUAAAUCCCAGGUAUUAUUUUUCCUAAAUAUUUAAGUAUGUAUUAGUAGUUUUUUUU
Molecule: messenger RNA, 3857 nt
Organism: Vicugna pacos (alpaca)
Lineage: Eukaryota; Metazoa; Chordata; Mammalia; Artiodactyla; Camelidae
Source: RefSeq, a predicted model, not a curated record